This is a messenger RNA of Carassius gibelio (silver crucian carp), 1524 nucleotides long. RefSeq lists its product as uncharacterized. The record is from RefSeq and is a predicted model, not a curated record. The transcript is spliced from 9 exons. The coding region runs from base 75 to 926 and encodes 283 amino acids. NCBI's taxonomy places the organism in Eukaryota, Metazoa, Chordata, Actinopteri, Cypriniformes, Cyprinidae.
CAGUGACCCUGUAACAACAUAUUGGUUGCAAACUACGAGAAACUCAAUUAUCUUGUGAAGUGCAGGAAAAGUCAAUGAAAUCUUGCUCAGCAGCCAUGGCUGGUGUGUUUCUCCUUGUGUAUAUCUCCAUGAAUUUAUUCCUUAAAUGUCAAGGUCAAAAGAUUAAUCAAGCUAAGAUUUUCAGUGAAACUACAGAAGUACCAGAAGGUGGUAGACUGGAAGUUACCUGCAGCACAUUUGGUUUUACAGGAAAGGCAGUUUAUUUGUAUCUGUGUAAAAAUGGUAAAGCUAUUGAUAUGUUACAUGGACCCACUCGACAAGACACUUCCUUUAAAAUAGAGAGAAUAGAAAUGAACCAUUCAGGCAACUACAGCUGUGUGUUUUCAGAAGAGCUGUUGAAAAUAAACAAAGUGAUGGGAUAUGGUUAUAAUUACAUCUUCAUAAAUGUGACUGAAUCUUUUAUUAAUACACAGAUAUAUUUGCUUAAGUCUGAGGUGUCAGUGGGAAGUGAUGCUGAAUUCAACUGUACAACAUCCAAUCCUUUAAACAACAAACAGUCCAGGAACAUGAUCUUGGUUUAUCUAAUCAAAAAUGGAAAGCCUAUUAAAGUAAAUAUUUGGGACACAGAGAAGAGGAUGACAACAUUCACCCUCAGAGAAGUCCAGAUGGAAGAUGCUGGGACAUACACUUGUGUUCUAUUGUUAAACAUACUCCCUUACCAUGGAAUGAAACUUCGUCAAAAUCUUAAAGUUGAUCUUCAGAUAAUUGCGAUAUCUAACAACGUCAUUGACAAAGUCAAAAUUGUCAUAAUGUGUUCCACAGCGCUGCUACUUAGUCUGUUUCUGGGAAUCUGGGCACUGAUCCGAAAACGAGGAUGCCUUGGAAUCCAGAAUGAAAGGACCAGGAGAUCGGGAAGGAGCCGAUGACCAGAGGCACGGAGACGAUGGAGAACUAGGAUGAGGAGAACAUGUUAGGGAAACAACAGGAGGGCUGCCCCAGAGUUGGAUCAUUUCUCUUUUAAUGAUUACGAGUAUGAUGAAGUGUAAUGUGCAGUACAGCAUCUGCAUGGACUACAGCAUGAUUAUAUUAUUGUUGUUAUCUUUGCUAUUGCUGUUUUACAACUGUUGCUUUUUGUAGUUUAUUUUAGCUUGUUUUUAAGUUUCUGUUUUUAACUGAUUAUUAGUUUACUGUCAUUAUUUUAGAUUUUUUAUGACACUGACCAACACAGCAAACUGUGUUGACCAUAACUUUAUCUAUUGUGCACAUAAAAAAAAAAAAAAAAAAAAAAAAAAAAAAAAAUUACAUUACUGUAAAUGAUCUUUCAAGGCUGGAAAUUAACUCUCAUAAUUUAUAAUAAAAUACAAUAUACAUAUUGUUAAUGUAGUAUAAAAUUGUUGUAAAAACAGACUGUUGUUGGUUUUAUUUUAUUUAUUUUGUUUUGUAAUCUGCAGUGUGUUAGUGUAUUCACAAAAUGACCACACUCUGAAUCAUGUGAGUAAUCAGUCCAAUGGAACAUGUGCAAAA